Molecule: messenger RNA, 816 nt
Organism: Emericellopsis cladophorae
Lineage: Eukaryota; Fungi; Ascomycota; Sordariomycetes; Hypocreales; Bionectriaceae
Exons: 1
Coding region: 1-816 (271 amino acids)
Biological process (GO): vacuolar proton-transporting V-type ATPase complex assembly
Cellular component (GO): endoplasmic reticulum membrane
Source: RefSeq, a predicted model, not a curated record
AUGCUGAGCUUCACCACGGAUCCAGCAUCGUCCGGCGCGUCCGUUUCGGCCAGUCUGUUCUCCUCCUCUACGCCCAUACAGUCAUCGCGAGCACAGAGACACGCCGUCGGCCUCCCAAAUCGCGCAGCACACGUGUCCAGUCGGCAGUCACCAUUAGGCACCAAGGGACGUGCAUGCCUCGUCGAUAAUCUUGGCCAACCGCGCCCAACGAACCGCGACGACCAUCAGCGACUUUUUCCCAUUCCCGCAAGACACCACACGUUCCUGUACAUUAUCCGAGACCCUGCCCAGGACAACAACAGAAUGGCGAGCUUUGUCACCGACCUCUGGGAGUCCAUCUUCACCCCAGGUCCCACGCCGACCCUACUGCGCGCGGCCAACGCCACUUUUCUCGCUCUGCAGCUCACCCUCGCCGGCCUGCUCUUUGCCACCUACUCGAUCCACUGCGUCAUUCUCUCCAUCAUCUGCGCAGGUCUCUGGUGUAGCGUCAACUGGUUUGCCGCCGAGCUCGCCAUCGUCCAACGGGAGCAGGCGGCCAAGGACAAGGCCGAGGAGGAGAAGCGGAGGACGAGGAGGGACGACGGCAGCGAUACGGAAGUGGAAGAGGAGAGCAAGCUCAUUCCUGAGAAAGAUACAGAGGGCGUGAGCGCCUCGAAGGAGGUCGAGGUGCAGCCGGCGACGCAGGGCCUGUCGCAGAGGAAGGGCCUCGAAGUGGAGUCGGCGAAGGAGAAGGAUGCGCAGGUAUCGCAGUCGAGCGUGAGUACGGAGGAUGAGUGGGAAAAGGUCUCUGAGGGUAGCAAGGAGAAGGACCAGUAG